Messenger RNA from Porites evermanni, 3476 nucleotides. NCBI's taxonomy places the organism in Eukaryota, Metazoa, Cnidaria, Anthozoa, Scleractinia, Poritidae. The record is from the annotation of a GenBank genome assembly.
CGGUUUGUCAGCUGCGAAGACUGCGAAAGGCGCGAAGAUUUUCGUGAAGGAUUCUUCUGUAUAUUUUUUUUGUAGGAUAUAUUAUUAUGGCCACAAAAAGUAGAACGUAUGGAAGGGGAAUUCUGCGCUUUAAUUCGUGGGAAACAUGCAGACGUCCAGGACAGCUACACAACUCGCAUGGUGCUCGUAAAUGCGAAGAAUCAGCUUCAGGCAUGCCGCGUGUUGAAAAUGGCAGUCAAAACCACGAGCAGAACGGCGGCGUAAAGUCAACGAACCUGAAUGAAACAACGGGAUCUUCGGAGAAGAAUACUGUGGGUAAGCUUGACAUUUCACGGAAGACAUUUUUCAUUUGAUAUCAUCCGCACAGUGAGAUGACUUGGAUCUCAAUGGGUAACCUGUGUCAGUUCUCACAGGAAGACCACUCCACUCCGAUUUGUUUUUGUUCAAAUUGUUGACACUGAAAUUGCUGUUAAAAUAAUAGGUGAAUUGUUCAAUAUGUAUUUAUGUACCGCACAGUUAAAUCUUACACAUUUCUGAGGAAAAAGGCUAGACCCUUGUUGUCCUCUUGAUCAUAUAAUCAAUUCAAAAGAAAUUUUGCAAAACUAUGACAAGGGAAUAAACAAGCAACUACUGAAGACAGAAGAGGAGAGGUUAGGUUUAGACUGUAUGCCAUAUACAGAACCCUUGGGGUGAGUACUGCAGAAUCCAAUCUUGGGCACAGAAGUGGAGUCACCGAGGGAAUCAGUACAUACCCAUUCUGAGCUUGGCAAAAAUCCGCAGGGGAAAUACCCCCAGAUGGCUAUUUUUAAUAGGGGCACGUGAUAGAUUUCUACCCCCUCAAAAUUUAAAGAGUCGAAAAGCCCUGGGGACGAGGUUGUUAUAAUCUCAUCAUCUUAAAUCCAAAUUUAAGAUGGGAGUGGCCUGUGUUGGAGACGUAAUUUAACCUUGGUUAAGAACGUAUGUGAAGCAGUGCUGAGAUCCUUGUUCUGCGAUGCCAAUGGACUUGAUGAAUAACUGGAAGUGUGUUUCAAAUUACCUUCCAUAUUGAUUGGCAUAUCGACAAUGGCUUUUUUAACAGGCCAAUUGUGGUGUGUACUCAAAUCCUGGUACACAGGUUAGGUCUCUGAACAAGGAUUUUGGUGCUGUUUCACACACAGAGUUUAGUUUUGUCUGUGGCGCAGGCUAAGAUGCAAGGUGCUUGUCAAUUUGAAUCAACUUUUAUAACUUUUUUCUUUUAGCACCCGGAGUACCAACUGUGCCAAAACAGACCAAUGAUAAACCUGUUAGACUUUUGGCCAAGUACAGUUAUAAAGGAAACCCAGACAGACCAGGUGGAUUUGAUGAGUUAACAGUUACACAAGGAGAGAAGCUAGAAUUUUGUAGAGCUCACCCUAAAAACCCACAUUGGUGGGAAGCAAAAAAUACAAAUGGCAACGUAGGAUUUAUACCUGCUACCUACAUGAUGGUAUGUUAGUGAGUCUUGAACCUGAGGCCUGGGGAACUUUUUUGGUCUAAAAAUAAGGGGGGGCAGGCCCCACCCCUGGAUCUGCCACUGGAGCAUGAACAGGGAAUGAUGGAAGGGAAAAAGGGAGAGAGGUCUUUUUCUAACCUUCCCAGCACUCCUUUCACUGCCACUUUUGUUUAUAAUUAACUCAGAUAUCCCCCAAAAAGUGAUCGCAAGAGACUGGGGACGAGGCAGGUGCAUGUCAGCAGUGAUGAGGAAGCCUGAUUGAUCGUCAUUUUUACAGUCUGUUGACUUAAAAAUACGCUGUACCAGGGACUAAAAGACCAGGGGGUGGAAUCACUGGUUACCAUACAAAUAACCUACCCUCUGUUUUUAAGCAUCUAUCCAACAACCAAUCAAUUCAUUAAUCAAUUAAUUUUCAUAGAAUUGCCAUUAACACGAAACACUGUGCUCUAAGAAAAAUUGAAGGGAGCCCAGUACAUCCAGGGUGCCCGGCAUACGAUUUCUAACAAAAUCUUAGAUCUUCUAUCUUCUGGGAGCAAAAGUUAGGCACCAGGGGGCCGCCAGGCACUGCUAGAGCACAGCCUUGUGCAAUCUUAAUGGAAUAAAAAUAAUGGUUGAUUUGACUUAGAAAAUUACUGAUGUUAAAUACAAUGCAAUUUAUUAGGAAAGAAAAUUUUGUCUGUAUGAUUUUUCGCUGGUAGGUCCUUGAAGACAAAAUUUCGGCUUUGCCUUGGCUUGAAGACAAAAAACAACAAUUGACUGAAGAGGAAGAAGAGAAAAAUAAAACUCUAGGAACAUUUGGUCAACCUCCGAUCAAGCCUUAUGUCUCAGGUGAGAAAAUCAAUUUAUUAUAAAUAACAGCUGCCAAAUGCCUAGCCCAAGAAAAUUCCAUACGGAUUAUGUGAUAGUGGUUCUUUGGUGGUUGAGUGAGGAAAAUUUCCUUCAACCAUGCGGAAGCACUACCAAAACAUAUCGUAGGUAGUGACUUGUCACUAGUAUGCAGUUCCUGCAGUUGUUCCUCAGAUGUCAAGUAGGGACUUUAAGAUCCAAUGAUGCGACGGCAACAAUAACAUAGCUUAAACGUGAAUUUUUGUUCUUUCAGUCUUUCUUGCAAUUAUUCCUAUCCACUUAUUUUGUCAAAUGUAGGCAAAUGCUCCUUAAGUUGAAUUCCAAGGGACCAUGUCCAAGUUCUGAGAGAGAAUUAAAAUUUCUUCGUUGCUUGUUUACGUUCUCCAUAAAACGCGGAAUUUCGGCAUUUUCACGUUGUAGUCAUGCAGUGAUGACAAAGAAAUAUACAAAAAAGCAUGAUGCACAUGCAAAGGUGUUGUUUUGCUUUAGUUAUUAAACCUACUUUUUUUUUGACGUUCUCGUUGCGGUCGUGUCAUUGGAUCUUAAAGUCCCUAAUUUGUGAGGAAACCAUUAUAUUCACCUUUUGUAUCUCAGCUUGUAUGCUGAUAGCCUGAGAAAACAGCCGACAUUUGGCAACACUACCACCGGUUUCCCUGCCAAAGUAAUGGCAUCUGAGAAAUGAGUGCAGAAAUUCCAUUAACUGAUUAUGGGUCACUACCCAGAUCUGGGUAGUGCUUCUGAUUGCUCGAAUCAAAUUUUCCACGCGGCGUGACUAAUCAGAAGCACUACCCAGAUCUGAGUAGUGACGCAUCAUUAGUAUGGAAUUUCUGCCCUUGUUUCUCAGACGUCAUUUGGUGUGGAAACCAGCAGGGGUAGCAUGGCCAAAUGUCAGCUGUUUUCUCAGGCUAGUAUGCUGACCCUUGUGACACUUUCUGCUCUUUUCAGCCAAGCUGUGAUGCUUAAGAAAAUGGUUUGAUUAAUUUUUUGUGUUUUCUCUUUAACAGCAUAUGGAAACAACACAACAAAAGACAAUGCAAGCGAAAACUUCUUCUGUGAUGUUUGCAGCAAGAAGCUGAACGGACCUAUUCCUUAUAAAAUGCAUUUAAACAGCAAAGCACAUAAGGAGGAAGUUGCAUUGAGAGAAGAGUUUGGCUAUUGA